This is a messenger RNA of Folsomia candida, 2091 nucleotides long. RefSeq names its product gramicidin S synthase 2. Lineage: Eukaryota; Metazoa; Arthropoda; Collembola; Entomobryomorpha; Isotomidae. Gene Ontology annotation, biological process: amino acid activation for nonribosomal peptide biosynthetic process; secondary metabolite biosynthetic process. The coding region runs from base 1 to 2091 and encodes 696 amino acids. The transcript has a single exon. The record is from RefSeq and is a predicted model, not a curated record. Gene Ontology annotation, cellular component: cytoplasm. Gene Ontology annotation, molecular function: phosphopantetheine binding.
AUGGAGGAAAUUGAAAUCGAUAAGGCUCCAGGUGUCAGUUUCGGGCCGAAGUUUGAAUGUUCUUGGGAAACUCCGAUCAUCGAAUUAUUUGAGGAGCAGGUGCUAAGAUCCCGUGAAUUCAUUGCCAUCGAAGAAUAUGGAGGCGAACGGAUUUCGUAUGAAGAAAUCAACACAAAGGCGGAAAUUGUAUGCAACGCGAUUAUCAAAUUAUUUGAUAAACUCGAUAAUACCGAAAGCUUCGUUGUCACCGUGCUUCCCGCAUCAAUUGAUUUCCUAACUUGUCAAAUUGCCAUCCUCAAAUCUGGAUUUAUCCAUGCGCCCAUGGAUCCUGCAACUCCUUCUGAAAAUAUGGCCAGAAACAUAGCCUUAUUACCUAGACCAGUGCUGAUAACCAGGAAGUCGAUUCCACUUAGGUUUAAAGUUCCCGGGGAGGCUACCAUGCUAUAUUUAGACGAUCUUAACUACAAUACUUUACAACAGGAUAGUCUUAGAGUGCCCCGUCCUGCUUCCACCGCGCGCGAUACAAAUCUGCUCCUUUUCACGUCUGGAUCAUCCGGAAAACCGAAAGGUGUCCGCCUAUCAAACGCCGCCCUACGAAAUAUAAUUAAUCUAUCGUGGGAAACCUACAAUCUUCAGGACACCUUGGAACGAUCAAUCUUCUAUUUCAGUACGGGAUUUGAUCCCGUAUUCAAUCAAACUUGGCCAUUUCUUACUUCCGGUGGAACUGUAGUGAUCCCACCACCCAACAUUCGAACCGAUAUGGCUGCUUUGCACAAAUUUAUUGAACAGGAAGCCAUCACAGUAGCCCUUUUCCCUCCCACAGUCGCCUUUCACUUUCUGGACAAGAGCGACCUCACCCACUUAAAAUGGCUGGGGUUUGGAGGUGAAUGGAUUUCCAGCAUGGAUGGGUUCAAGCUGUCGGAGAAACUAACGUUUAAAAUCGACCACCAGUACGGGUUAACGGAAGGAUGUGUAGUUCAGGCUGCAAAAAUUUUUCUACCAGGCGAAACACUUGUGCCAUCUGUCGGAGGUCCAAUUGCGAAUACCAACAUCUUCAUUGUUAAACAAGAUGGUGUAAAAUUUACAGAGAUUGGGGAGGAAGGGGAAAUUUACAUUGGCGGAAUUGGGGUCGCUGGGGAGUAUUAUAAAAAUCCAGAAAAAAGUAAAGCCAUGUUCGUCCCGUCCAAAAUGGGAAAGCUGCUAAGAACGCGUGAUUUAGGCUUAUGGAGAGCCGACGGCACAAUUCAAAUAGUUGGUAGGACCGAUGACCAAGUCAAGAUUUGUGGGCAUACUGUAAAACUCGGAUUUGUAGAGGAUGCACUAGCAAAAAUUCCUGGCAUUUCUAAUCCUGCAGCGAUAUUUGACAAGACGACAAUGUCAAUCACUGCCUACUACACCAGGCAGAAGGGUGCCUCGUCGCAUGCCGUAGUAACGUUAGAAUUGGUUGCAAAACUAUUAAAAAACAUACUUCCCUUGCCAGCUAUUCCGACCAAAUUGAUUCUCUUGGAUAACAUGCCGAUAACCCUAAACGGCAAAAUUGACAAGAAAAAGCUCCAAUUCCGGGAUGACAGACUUCCUCGUCACUGUGGAACCUUUGAAAAUAAGACUUCCGCUAAUGAAAUACUCCAGUGGUCAAACGGGCCUGUCGUACGGAUUCCUGAUACCUCAUUAAUUCAAGAAUUUGAAGAUCAGACCCAACGUACCCCGCACGAGAUAGCUGUUGAGCAAGGGGAACACCAGAUGACGUUCGAAGAACUAAACAGUGCUGCCGAAGUGUUGGCAGGUGUGAUCACGGCGAGAAAUUUGGAAAAAAAUCGCUUCGUAGUAUCCUUCCUUCCACAAUCCAUGGAUUUUGUCCUUGCUCAAAUUGCAACUUUGAAAUGUUCGCUGAUUACUGUGCCAUUGGACCCGUCCGCUCCAAUUAGUAGGGUACAAGCUAUACUGACCGAUUUGGGAAACCCUCUCAUCAUAGUGGCAAGGGAACAAAAUAUCGUCCAACUAGUUGGACAGUAUGACGUAAUUACCUUGCAGGAUAUCGACUUCGAAAAUUACCUUUUUGUUGAAGAAACAUCUACUACUGGCAAAAUAUAA